Theileria annulata is the source of this 1173-nucleotide messenger RNA. RefSeq lists its product as uncharacterized. NCBI's taxonomy places the organism in Eukaryota, Apicomplexa, Aconoidasida, Piroplasmida, Theileriidae. Bases 1 to 1173 code for a protein of 390 amino acids. The transcript is spliced from 2 exons. The record is from RefSeq and is a predicted model, not a curated record.
AUGUCAGAGAAGAAUUCUUCGACUACACCAAAAAUUACUAAAUAUGACGAUGAUUUUAAAACUGGUAAAUUCACCAAAGAGGAAUCUGAUAAAAUCAAGAAAGCUGUUGAUGAUUUCAUUUCCGAGAACUACAACUGUCCCAGGGAGGCAGCCCUGAAGAGGCUGAUAAGAAAAAGAGGGAAUGUACCUUCACCACUUAUUUACAUAGCCCAAGAAACUCUACCAAACCGACAUCCUAGAUCUGUUUACAACUUCUUCAGAAGGCAUAUUCUCUACAACAAGACUGGGAAGUGGACCAAUGAGGAGUUGUUCGCCCUUCUCAAGACUUAUUUUCUGAAUGAAGAGUCUGGAAUUAAUUCUUGGAAGUCAGUAACUAAACAAUUAAAGAGGAGCCCAGAGCAAAUCCAUGACAAAUUUCGCGAGAUCAAACAUUAUAUCAGCAAGUUUAGGUCUGUUGUUCAGAAUUCUGAACUUUCGGAAGCUGAUAAGAUUUCUAGGAUAGGGAAAAUGACCAAAGGAACCACAAAAGGCUCGACAAAGAAGGGGAGUAAGGCUUCUCUGGAUGUGACGCCGGAUUUUCAGCAGAAACUUUACGACCUCGUAAGGGAGAUUAUGAGCAAGGAUACGAAUUUGUCACUGGAAAACGUCCCCUGGGCCAGAGUUCAGAGCAAUUUCCCACAACACUCUAUCACUAGGCUCAGAAUACACUUCAAUAUGACUAUUUUGCCUAAGGUCUACUCCACACUUUACCCAGGUUUCAAUCCUACGAUGGUUUCCCGGAUAUGUUUCAGAUGGAUGCGUAAGCUCCUAAAGAGACCUAAUUCCAGCAACUUAAAGUUUCUCAGCGAGGUUGACUUUAAGAGCAAGUUCCCUCAAGUCCCUCUCAUGUACAUUAGAUACUGCAUCAGGAGAACCCUGAUUCGCAUGGUUCGCAAGUUCAAGUUCCAAGUUAUGAACCAAGAAACACUCAGUGAGAGUGUCGGAAAUCUUGACCUCGAAGUAUUACAAAAAAUACCUUCCGAUUCUGUGGAAGGGAUUUUCUCAAGAAGGGAGUUUAAUUUACUCGUUAAGUUCACGUACACUGACUUGGAGGUCAAGCGGUGGAAAAAACACGACAAGGAAAUUUUAAAAAAAAUCAAAAAUGAUAUUUUGCCCUUGUGCAAAUUAUGUUGA